CCUGGCCCUUCACAAUUAAUUUUUACGGUUCAACACUCACUCCCCUUCUCUCUUUCUUCUAAAGUUGAAGUCUGCAACGUAUGAGAGCUGCGAUGAACAUAAUCGAGCUGCAAAUGAGCGAUGAGCGAUGACAAGCCGCGAUGAACAACGGCAGCGGCAAACAGUAGCAAGCGGCGUCGAGCGGCAAAGGAGGCAAGACGAGCAACGGUGGCAAGCGGCGAGCAGCGAAGAAGCCACGACGAGCAGCGGCGGCCGGCGACGAGCUUUGUUCAGAUCCGAGGGUGAAAUUGAGAUCUGCAAUGGCGGAGGCCGAACCUGCAGCAGCGGCGAUUGGUGGCGGUCGGUGGCGGAUCUGUCCAGAUCUACAACGGCGGAGGCCAGAUCUGCAGCGGCAGCUAUUUCAGAGACGGUUGGCGGCCAGCGGAGACCUUCGGCCGGCGACGAUCCGGUGGCGGUCGACGGUGGUCCGGCGUUCUGUCGGCGGAAGUAUGUUUUCCCAGCUUUAGGGAUGUUUUUGUCCAACUACAAAUAAUAACUCCUAUUUAGGGAAUUUUUAAAAUUCACUCCUAUUUUGUCAAUUAAAGAUUUA
Cuscuta europaea is the source of this 589-nucleotide messenger RNA. The record is from the annotation of a GenBank genome assembly. NCBI's taxonomy places the organism in Eukaryota, Viridiplantae, Streptophyta, Magnoliopsida, Solanales, Convolvulaceae.